UAUUCGGAAAGAUAGGAAAGCAAGGCUAGAGUUCUGUUUGGAAAUAUGGAUAAAGUAAACCUCGAAUUCUAACGUCCUGUUUGGGUUAAACCGUGGAUUGACUUUCCCGCGGUUUAUAGUUAUUCUUUUUCCCUUCAAAUUGGGACUACGAGUUACGACCCAGAAACCAUCGAUCAUGGAAGCAUGGGUACCGCUCUUAAACAUUUUCCUCAACUCUCCGGUACCGGAAUCGGAAGCUUCACGGUGGUUACACCAAUCUUUUAGUGCCUCAUCAGCGGCGACCGCUCCAAUUACCACAGCCUCAUUCGUCUCUUUGCUAAUGAAACCCUUAGACGCCAUUGUUGUGGACGAUUCUUCUUCUUCUUCCACGAGAAGGGUCAUGUAUGUACAGACUCUACCAAACAUGGUUCAGACUAGAAUUUUCUCAUUUCUAGCUGUGGAACAUCAGCGAUUUUGCCGGCGGGAUUUGUGUAAUAUGGCUCGAAUUGUAUUGAGUGACAAUCAAGAGCUUGAUUUUUGGGUUGAGAAAGCUGCCCACCACCUGCUCGAUGCGGUGUCUGAGUUGAAUUUCGAGUGGAUUUCGUCCCUAAGCUUGGAUUCUGGGGAUGAGAGCACGGGAGAGGAGUUUGAGUCCUUGCCGGGUUGGCUCAAGGAUGCAGCUGGUAGUGGUGAAUUGCUUCCCUGGCUUCCUAUAUCUCCUGAAGAUUUGAACUCGAGGACAUUGUGUGGAGAUUCUGGUAAAAACAACGAUACUUUGGAUCAAGUAGCUGAGGAUGUAGAACAAUUUAUGGAUGACGUUGUUGAAAAAGUUGAGAUUGAUGACUCCCAGUGUAAGAAUGAUUCUGUUGGGCCUGAAAUUCACAAUAAGGCACUUAGUCUGAAAGCUCAGAUUAUGAACUUUGAAUCAACUACAAAAGUUGUAGGCCUAGCGAAUGAAAUUCGCAAACUUUGCUUUGUUAAAAAAGGAGGUUCUUCACUAGUUUUGGAGCUGAUCGAACCCUGGCUGGCGGACAAUGAAACUGCUUCUGUUUUGCUUUCUCAACUUUCGUACGGAAGUGAAGAAGAGCUAACUUGGCCAAGCCAGGUUCUCUGCUCCAUCAUCCUUCCCAAGUUUUUGGUUCUUAAAGAACCAGCUCCUCGUGUCCUAGUGGCUGCAACUUUAGAAUAUUGCAAGCUCCAUCAGAAAACCGCUGUUUAUGCUCUCUUGCUUCCUCUGAUUCUCAACAAAAAUGGCAUCAACAAUCCUAUAUGCGAUGUCAUCACUAGGGUCAUCAAGGAAUGCUUGCACCGAGCUCAUGUUUCUGCUUUCUGUCAGAAGCUGCUCUGUGGUGGAAAAGAUGAGAGAGGAGUCAUCUGCCUUCCUUGCCACCAGCAUCUCAUAUCCGACGAAAUGGUAUGGACAGAAUCAUUGUUUAACCUGUUCCAGAGCAUUUUAAACCAUAAUGUAUGUUUAACUCAGGAUUCUGUUGAUCGUAUUCUUUAUCAAGUUCAUCAUUUAGCUGAGAAGUUUUCCAAAUCUUUGAAAUUUGGAAACUUUUUAUUAUGUUUAGUCACCAAAUGUUCUCCACUAUUGAAGUCACACAAAAGCCUUUUGACUGAAGCGGUUGAGAAAACCAAUACCCUUUUGACAAAAUCUAUAUUAUCUAAAUUGGCAAUCAUGUAGCACUAGUUAAAACUUUUUUUUAGUUCCUGAGCUUCGGUCAAUUGGAAAAUAUGCACUUUACCUCAUUUUUACUCUUCAUUCAAAUGCUACUUUUAAGAAGAUUUUAGUUCUGGA
This is a messenger RNA of Humulus lupulus (European hop), 1777 nucleotides long. RefSeq lists its product as uncharacterized. The record is from RefSeq and is a predicted model, not a curated record. Lineage: Eukaryota; Viridiplantae; Streptophyta; Magnoliopsida; Rosales; Cannabaceae. The coding region runs from base 176 to 1663 and encodes 495 amino acids. Gene Ontology annotation, biological process: interstrand cross-link repair. Gene Ontology annotation, cellular component: Fanconi anaemia nuclear complex. The transcript is spliced from 2 exons.